Messenger RNA from Coprinopsis cinerea okayama7#130, 5487 nucleotides. Its product is annotated as microfilament motor. Lineage: Eukaryota; Fungi; Basidiomycota; Agaricomycetes; Agaricales; Psathyrellaceae. The transcript has 18 exons. Gene Ontology annotation, biological process: endocytosis; vesicle transport along actin filament; actin filament organization. Gene Ontology annotation, cellular component: actin cytoskeleton; myosin complex; plasma membrane. Bases 1 to 5412 code for a protein of 1803 amino acids. Gene Ontology annotation, molecular function: microfilament motor activity; ATP binding; actin filament binding. The record is from RefSeq and is a predicted model, not a curated record.
AUGGACUACUUAUCGGAAACCAGCGAGCAGGCGCUUAUUCGAGGGAUAACAUUCCUGACAGCACUAUAUCGGGUCGAUGUUGAAGCCGCCUCCGCUAUAUUCACCAUCGAAGGCACUCUGGAAAACAUCAUGGACAGCGUGGAGCUUUCGCCUUCAGUAGAGCUUUCUCUCGCAGUCGCCAGGCUCCUUGCCGAAGCCAGCGGGCAUAAGAAAUCCCGCGCAACACUGACCUCCGGUGUCAGGACAUGGUUGGACGUCCAGUCAUCGAAACAAACAAGUUCGGAAUUGGCGGCAGCUUCCAUCGUCGCCCUCGUGAAGCUGUGGCAUGGAGCUAGCUCGGAUAGUCCCAACGACAGUGUGUCAGAGGCGACCCCGGGCAUCGAUGUCAACCGACUGACAACCCAACUCAAGACCGUGGUCAUCGAUUCAUCCGACCAGUCGACCCUCGCUGAGGCUGUGGAAGGUCUGGCCUACCUCACUACGAAACCUUCAAUCAAGGAGUAUCUCUCGAAGGACGCCGCCUUCCUGAAGCGUCUCAUUGAAACCAUCCCAAUACGAAAGGCUUCCUGGAACAAUUCCCCCUCACCAGUCAACUCCGCUCUACUCUAUGGGAUCGUCACAAUCAUUCAUAACCUUUCGAGAUAUCAACCGAUUCUCAGCGACGAGCAGAGACAGAUUGAGAAACUCAAGAAGAUGGCCAGUGCAGCACAAGGAUCUCAACCGCAGCCUGACGAAGAUUCCAAGCUCGAUGCCAACGACUACGUUAAAGCAAGAAUUCAACGCCUCAUCAACGCCAAUGUCUUACCAGCUCUGUCAGUAGUAGCUCUUUUGAGCGAUAGUCAGGCCAUCCAGCGCAACGUCGGGAAGAUUCUUUUGAGUAUUGUGGAAGAGAAGGAGGUGCGGGGGAGGGUGUUACAGAGUGGAGGAUCCAAGGCGUUGCGUCAUAUCAUUAAACGCCUAGCCCCAGAGGUCGAUAAAACCAAGGACUGGACUUCAGGCCCAGUUGACCUGGAGCCCAUCCAAGCUCUCGCUAAACUCACCAUCACAUCACCUCCAAUACACGUCUACGGACCUGACGUUGGAGCCAUCUGCGACGCUAUCCGGCCUUUAUCGCUUCUCGUCCUCCACCAAUCUGCCAACUCGUUGCAACAAUUCGAAGGCAUGAUGGCCUUGACGAACCUAGCCUCCCAUGGCCCAGAUGUGGCCAGCCGCAUUGCAAGUGUUGACGGUUUGCUGAACAAAGUGGAACUGUUGCUAUUGGAAGACCACACCCUUGUCUGCAGAGCCUCGAUGGAACUCAUCUGCAAUCUCGUGUCUGGUUCAGAAGCCGCCUUUACGAGGUAUGCAGGUGACGGGAAAGGCAAAGCUCCGAAGUCGAAGAUACACGUCGUCCUCGCACUUUGCGACGUCGACGACGUCCCGACACGCUUGGCGGCUUCAGGGACCCUCGCUAUCCUGGCCUCCUCGCCGCCGGUAUGCUAUGCUCUCUUCGAUCUCCAAUUGGAGAAGGGGAGAUUCCUGUCCAUCAUCAUCGCUUUAUUGUCUCCAAUAUCCCAAGAUAAUACAAAUCCCAAAGAAGACAAGAACUUAAUACAUCGGGCAGCACAUGUACCGUCACAGCAAUCAAUUGUGGCACCGUCGAAAAAGGCGGGCAAGAAGGUUACCCCGAAGAAGGCAGCAGGCAACAAUGCGAAAUCCAAGGUGGCCAAGGCCGAUUGGAAGGAAGGUUUCAAGAAGAAGCAAGUCGGUGUUACGGAUAUGACGUUGCUGACGACUAUAAGCAAUGAGAGUAUCAAUGAGAAUCUGCAGAAGCGAUGGACCAAUGGCGAAAUAUACACUUACAUUGGAGCUGUGCUAAUCUCAGUGAACCCAUUCCGAGAUCUUGGGAUUUACACGGAUGAGGUGUUGCAAAGAUAUCGAGGCAAGAAUCGGCUGGAAGUACCGCCACACGUCUUCAGUAUUGCAGAAAGCGCGUACUACAACAUGAACGCGUACCACGAGAAUCAAUGUGUCAUCAUCUCAGGCGAAUCUGGAGCUGGAAAGACCGAAGCUGCCAAGCAGAUAAUGCAAUACAUCGCUGCAGUUUCCGGAGGACAGGAUAGUGGGAUCCAGGAAAUUAAGGACAUGGUGUUGGCCACAAACCCGCUGCUCGAGAGUUUCGGUUGUGCCAAAACAUUGCGUAAUAACAACUCCAGUCGACAUGGAAAGUAUCUCGAAAUCAUGUUCAAUGAUCGCGGAGAACCCGUUGGUGCCCAGAUCACCAAUUACCUCCUCGAAAAGGGUCGUGUCGUGGGCCAAAUCGAGAACGAGCGAAACUUCCACAUAUUCUACCAAUUCACUAAAGCUGCGAGCGACGAGCAACGAGAGGCCUUUGGUCUCCAAGGACCGGAUGCGUAUGCAUACACUAGCAUGAGCAAUUGCCUUGAUGUCCAGGACAUUGACGAUACCAGGGAUUUCGAAGGGACCAUUAUGCUUGCGACUAUCCUUUGGCUAGGCAACGUGCAGUUCGACGAGAAUGAGGAAGGCAAUUCCGUCAUCUCGGACACUGGAGUCACGGAUUUCGUGGCCUACCUCAUGGAGGUUGAUGCGGCGACUGUCCAAAAGGCCCUUACGACCAGGGUCAUGGAGACAACCCGAGGUGGUCGCCGUGGAUCAGUAUACGAUGUCCCUCUCAAUCCAUCACAGGCCACCUCAGGCCGAGAUGCCCUGUCCAAGGCUAUCUAUAACAACCUCUUCGAGUGGAUUGUAGCCAAAAUCAACGUUUCGUUAAAGACACGUUCGGCUUAUUCUCAUAUCAUUGGUAUCUUGGAUAUCUUCGGUUUCGAAAUCUUCGAGGACAACUCCUUUGAGCAACUGUGUAUCAACUACGUCAAUGAAAAGCUGCAGCAGAUCUUCAUUGAGUUGACCCUCAAGACCGAACAGGAAGAAUAUGUCCGAGAGCAGAUCAAAUGGACACCAAUCAAAUUCUUCAACAACAAGGUUGUCUGCGACCUAAUCGAAGAGCGCCGUCCACCAGGAAUAUUUGCUGCCCUCAAUGAUGCUUGUGCAACCGCCCACGCCGAUCCCACCGCUGCCGACAACAGCUUUAUCCAACGAAGCGCUGGCCUUUCAUCCAAUGGUCACUUCGAGUCUCGUGGAGCUCAGUUCUUGGUCCGACACUACGCUGGCGAUGUCAUGUACAACGUUGCUGGAAUGACCGAUAAGAACAAGGACUCGCUCAUUAAAGAUCUUCUGGACUUGAUUGGCACUAGCGGCAACGCCUUCCUCCAAAACCUGUUCCCGGAUCGUCCUGACCCCAAUAGCAAGAAGCGCCCACCUACAGCCAGCGACAGAAUCAAGCAAUCUGCAGGGGCCUUGGUGGACAAGCUGAUGAAAUCGCAACCCUCCUAUAUUCGAACCAUCAAGCCCAACGGAAAUCGCAGUCCGUCUGAAUAUGAUACCAAGGCCAUUCUACAUCAGAUCAAAUAUCUCGGUCUACAGGAGAACAUUCGAGUUAGGCGUGCUGGUUUUGCAUACCGAAAUACCUUCGAGAAAAUGGUGGAACGAUUCUAUCUGCUCUCCCCCAAGACAUCCUACGCUGGUGAAUACAUCUGGACGGGAGAUGCCAAGUCUGGUUGCGAGCAAAUCUUGAAGGACACUGGAAUUGCUAAAGAUGAAUGGCAAAUGGGUGUCACGAAGGCCUUUAUCAAGAACCCAGAGACCUUAUUCGCACUGGAGACCAUGCGGGAUCGUUAUUGGCACAACAUGGCCGCACGUAUCCAGAGAGCAUUCAGAAACUAUAUGCGGUACAAACAUGAAUGUGCUCGUAGAAUUCAGCGCUUCUGGAAGAACAACAAGGAGGCAUUGGUUUACGCUCAGGUUCGGGACUAUGGUCAUCAACUCCUUGCCGGCCGCAAGGAAAGGAGGCGCUUCAGUCUUUUGAGUUAUCGUCGAUUCAUGGGUGAUUACCUCGACAUCAGCGGAAAGAGCUCCCUCGGCGAGGAGAUCGGGGAAGCAUGUAGCCUUGGCCGAGAUGAACCUGUCAAAUUCAGUGCGAGCGCUCGGCUGUUGGUUUCCAAGCUCGGAAGGUCCAGUAAACCUAGUCCUCGGUACAUCGUUUUGACGCCAAAAGCGGUUUAUAUUGUCAUUGUCACGGCAAAGGAUGGCCAAGCAAUGUUCAGUCUGGAGCGCAAGAUUGCUCUUGUCACCAUAAAGUCCAUUCAAAUGUCUACUCUACGAGAUGACUGGUUUACACUGAACCUUGGACCCACUGAAGAGGGCGAUCCAGUUCUUAGCUGCUACUUCAAGACCGAGUUCGUGACACAUCUCAUGCAGUUGACUCAGGCUGGAAUCAACUUCAACAUCGCACCGACUAUCGAAUACACCAAGAAGAAGGAGAAGAAGGCACAGAUCAAGUUCGUCAAGGAUGAGACAAUUCCCAAAGAUGACGUCUACAAGAGUCACACCGUCCAUGUACCUUCAGGGGAACCUGCGGAUAGUGUCUCAAGACCGCCUGCUAAGCGGAAAGCAGGAGUUGUCCGUCCGAUCACCCAAGGGAAACUCCUUCGUGCUGGAGGACCAUCGAAACCGAACAAUUCGAGGCCACGACCCACAGCACAACCACUUCCGGGUCAGUCAAAGCCUGCCGUUGCUACACCAAGUGUUGUGUCUACGCCAGCAGCAGCAGCUGUUGUCUCUAAACCGAAACCCGCCGCCUCCACUCCUGCUGCCGUCCGCGCUCCUGCAGUGACGCCAGCAGCUCGGUCAGUACCACCUCCCCCACCCCCACCGCCUCCAGCCCGAGCCGAACCGGAGAAAGAAAUGUAUCGCGCCAAGUUCGAUUUCCAGGGCCAAGAGGGCGAGAUGAGCCUGACGAAAGACGACGAAGUCGAGCUGAUCGAGAAGGACGAAAACGGAUGGUGGCUGGUGAAGAAGGACGGAGUAGAAGCUUGGGCACCGUACAACUACCUUGAACGUAUUGCUCCCAAGGCUGCUCCUGCGCCGCCGCCUCCUCCAGCACGUCCUCGUCCUACAUCCACAGUACCGAAGCCCCCCCUUUCUUCGACCACGGCAGAUGCAUCGGCGAAACCAGUGGCUGUUUUCCCAGGAAUGGGUGCGAGCAACGGCGGUCCCACCCCUUGGAAGAAAUCGGCAGCUACGACCGACUCUACCCCGAAUUCAUCGCGUCCAGGAAGCGCGGCUGCCAAGGUGCCUCCACCUGUAGCAGCGAAGCCGAAGCCGCCCGUGGUUGCCCCCAAGCCUGGGGUGCCCAAACCUGGCGGCAAGCCUGCUCUGCCUACCACUGCCCGGCCAGCUCCAUCUGGAGGCGGCGCAGCUGCCGGACGUCUCGGUGGGGGAGGUGGUGGUCCUGGCCAACUCGACCUUGCUGCAGCACUGGCUAAGCGUGCCCAGCGCAUCGCAGACGAAGAUUGAUGAAGCAGCAGGAUGUUCUCUCCAUCUUGCCCUUAUCUUCCCUCUAGUUCAUUUCAUUGCAGUAAUGUGCCAUAC